Messenger RNA from Rubroshorea leprosula, 1321 nucleotides. Lineage: Eukaryota; Viridiplantae; Streptophyta; Magnoliopsida; Malvales; Dipterocarpaceae. The record is from the annotation of a GenBank genome assembly.
GGGUGCUCUGUUCCUCCUCUCCUGCACAGAGGACAACAUGUUUAGUAGCGACCCUGAUCACCCCACGAAGAAUAUCAAAAUUAGCCAAGAUGACAAGUUCUUUGGCAGGCAAUCGUCCCGGAGAACCUCAGUCAGUCAUGCUUCUUUCGACGAAUGCGGCGGACUUACCGGUGCCGUUCCCUUCAAUUGGGAGUCUCAGCCAGGUACCCCUAAGAACACAUUGGCCUCUGUCGCCUCCGAUACCCCCCGCCCACGCCCACUCACCCCUCCUCCCUCUCGGUCCGGUGCCCCAAAGUACAUAACUUUCCCUGAUAAUUCUCUCCGCCGUACUCUCACCUCUCCCCUCUCCCAGGCUCAACCUAACUCUCCAAAGAACACAACUUCCCCUGAUGUUUCCUUCCACCGUCCUCUCCCUCCACCUCCCUCCUUUCAGUCCGGCGCCCCAAAGAACACAAAUUUCCCCGAUAGUUCCCACCACCCUCUCACUCCGCCUCCCCUCUCUCGGUCCGGUACCAUAAAUAACACAAAUUUCCCCAAUAUUUCUAUCCUCUCUCUCACUCCACCUCCAUCCUCUCAGACCGGCACCCCAAAGAACACAAAUUUCCCCAAUAUUUCAGUUCAACCUCUCACUCCGCCUCCCUCCUCUCAGUCUGAUGCCCAAAAUAACAAGACUGUCUCAAAUGUUGCCCACAACCGCUCUCUCACUCCUCCUCCCUCUUACAAUUUCGAGCGGCCGGACACCUCCACCGCAGAACCCAUCAAACUGAAGCGCUCAAGAUCACUUCUUCUCUACACAUUGCUCACCAAAAUACUCAAUCUGAGGAAGAGUAUAAAUACGAUGUCGUCGUCGAAAUCUUCAGCUUCUUUAUCACCAUCACCAUCUCAUUCUUCCCUUUCCUCGAGAUCAUGGUCGUCUACGUCACGGUUUUUAGCAGCCAGUGCACCAAAUAUGGACCGUGGAAAGAGAAGUUGGCCGUCGACGCCAAGAUCGUCUUUUAAUGAGAAAGCAGAGGACGAAGAAGAUAUCAGUUUUGGGUCCUCAAAUCCUUCUGUGUGUUUUUCUAUUGCCUUUGGAAGGGGGGAUCGUCUUAGGGUUGUUCGAUGCUACGGCUGCUCAAGCUAAAAUUAUUCAUAGUAGGUUCUGUAUGGCCGAAGCCGGAGAUUCUCUGUUUCAACUUUCAAGUCUUGUUUAUGCUUCUGUUUUUCCUUUUUCUUUUUUCUUUUUUUUUUUUGGAGUGAAUUUAUGCUUCUAUUUAGUUGGAUGAAAUGUUCUAUGAUCAAACGGUAGUAUAGUAAUAAUAAAUAAAGAAAUGAUUACUUC